This is a messenger RNA of Chroicocephalus ridibundus (black-headed gull), 2382 nucleotides long. It is a transcript of the gene UBE2K, whose product is annotated as ubiquitin conjugating enzyme E2 K. Gene Ontology annotation, biological process: protein polyubiquitination; proteasome-mediated ubiquitin-dependent protein catabolic process. Lineage: Eukaryota; Metazoa; Chordata; Aves; Charadriiformes; Laridae. The transcript has 8 exons. Gene Ontology annotation, molecular function: ubiquitin conjugating enzyme activity; protein binding. The coding region runs from base 538 to 1098 and encodes 186 amino acids. The record is from RefSeq and is a predicted model, not a curated record. Gene Ontology annotation, cellular component: nucleus.
GAGCUCUGCCCCAGGGCCCGCCGGCGGCAGCGGGCGGGCGAGCGGGCGGGCGGCGGCGGGACCCUGCCCGCAGACGGUUCUCCUCACGCUCUGGCCCGGCGAGCGGCGGCAGGCAGGUGUCUCCCGGGGCGGGCGGGCCCCUGUGCCUCCUCAGGAGACAGCGACAUCAUCCUUCCCCCGGGGGCAGCGGAGAGGAGAAGGCCGACAGGGAAGGAGGGCACACCGUCACCGCCGCCGACCAUCACUCAGCCCCCACCGUCGGGGAGCCCCAAUACCCGCUCCGCUCGGCGCACACGGCGGCCCCUCCUGAGCAGCGGCGGCUGGGCCAGCUGCCCUAGCGCGCAUGCUCGGCGCCGGCGCCAUUUUGGUGGGGCCGGGAGUUAUCCAGCGAGAGCGGCGGCGGAGCUCGCUGGGCCCGGCUCGGAGGUGGCGGCGAGUGGGUGCCGGCUGCGGAGAUGGCUAACAUCGCGGUGCAAAGGAUCAAGCGGGAGUUCAAGGAGGUGCUGAAGAGCGAGGAGGAGUUUGGCUUUAAUAGGAAUGAAGUGUACGAGUCUUAAGACGAGCAAAAAUCAAAUUAAAGUAGAUCUUGUAGAUGAGAAUUUUACAGAAUUAAGAGGAGAAAUAGCAGGACCUCCGGACACACCAUAUGAAGGUGGAAGGUAUCAACUAGAGAUAAAAAUUCCAGAAACAUAUCCGUUUAAUCCUCCUAAGGUGCGGUUUAUCACCAAAAUAUGGCAUCCUAAUAUUAGCUCAGUCACUGGGGCUAUUUGUUUGGAUAUUCUGAAAGAUCAAUGGGCAGCAGCAAUGACUCUAAGAACAGUGUUGUUAUCGCUGCAAGCGUUGUUGGCAGCUGCAGAACCAGAUGAUCCACAAGAUGCAGUAGUGGCAAACCAGUACAAACAAAAUCCAGAAAUGUUUAAACAGACAGCUCGACUUUGGGCACAUGUGUAUGCUGGAGCACCAGUUUCUAGUCCAGAAUACACCAAAAAAAUAGAAAACCUUUGUGCUAUGGGCUUUGAUAGGAAUGCAGUAAUAGUGGCCUUGUCUUCAAAAUCAUGGGAUGUAGAGACUGCAACAGAAUUACUCCUGAGUAACUGAGCCAUGUAGAGAGAGCUGCUUCAGUAGUCCAGCUUGCCCCUUCUGGAGGAGCAUCACCAUCUGUUAUUUUUAGGAUUCUAUAUAGAUUCUCUUUUAAAACUGGCACUCUUGCCUGAUGAUGCUAUCUAGGCACUAUUGGAGACUGAAAAAAAAACCGCUCUGUAAAUAAAGCUAAUUAAACGUCUGUGUAAAUUUAAAAAGGGGAAAUACUUUAAUUUUUUUUCUUACUAAAUAUUGUAAAAAUUCUUUGAGCUCAGCUACAAUAAUAGGGGAAAAACAUGCCUACUUUAGUGUUUAGCAGCGUGACGAAGACUAGCAGGAACUUGCUUCAGGAUUUUGAUUUAGUAAUUCAGAAAGCAACGUUUUUGAGUGUUAGUCAUCAGAAUUGUUGGUGCCACUCAUCACAGCUAUCUUACUGUUUUUAACAUGGAUCCUAUGUGCCUGUGGAUUGACCUAUAUUUGCAUGCUUGUACUUAAUAGACAUAUUAGUAGGGUCGCUGAAGAGAGCACCAUUGAAAUACUCGAGUGUUCUUGUAACUUUUUUUCCUGAAAGACUUUGAAGACUUACCCAAAGUUCCAAAUGGUGACCUGUUCAGAACCGGUUUCUUUCUAACUUAUGAAUUGGGAAACCUGAUUCUCCUCUCCCUUACAUCAUGCAGCUAAAAAUCCUCGCUAGAUUAUGUUUCAUCAUCCGUGGGUAUUACAUGUGCCAUUUACAGUAGUCUAGGCUCCCCUUUAAAGAAUAUAUUUUGAAUUAUCAGUAACGAUUUUCAUUCAUCGUGUUUUCUACACAAUCUCAUAAGGAGUAUGCUUCGAUACAGCACAAAAAGAUGGAGCUGGUUUAUUUCCUUUUUUUGGUCUUAAAUAGAUGUAAAAUGUUCUUCAGUACAUUCUGGAUAAUACGAUUUCACUGGGUUUGAAGGAGGAAAAAGCUGAUUCUCUAGCCUACUGAGAAUUAAAGAAAUUUUUCUUUGAGUACUUGAUAUGAUGCAAUCAGCUGUUCUUUUGCAGCGGUUUUCUAGCUUUAUUUCUGGCUUCAAUUUAGGGAUUGCUUACCAGGUACUUUAAAAUUCAUCCUUGCUUGCGUUUUUCUCUAGUUGACACAUGGAGGCUGUGUUGGUGUUUUUACUGUACAUACUUCAAAUGCACAUAGAAGUAGAAUUGUGUUCUCAAUUUAGCUUUCUUUUUGGAUUGAUGUUUCUGAUAAACGAGAACUGAAAUCUUACCUUGGCUUGUACAUACAGUCAGUCUUUUUAUUCGUAUUAAAAUGACAUUUCAUCCUGA